CCUGUGUCCCAAGCAGUGGCUUCUGGAAACUCAGUGGGAACCGCCUUCCCAGCCCAGGUAGGCUUAUGAUAGGUGCUAAUGCGAGCUGUGGGGGCAUUGACAGAGGCUCCUGCUAGACAGCUAGCAUCCAUACAGCUGGUUUAGCUCGCUGUCAGCUGCAGUGUGUCCUCGGACCAGACAGCUUCUGCCCUACCUCCCUGCCCCCUUGCUGGAGGGGGACCAUCUCUUCUGGGCAGAAGGGAGCACCUGGGCCAUAGCAGCCGAAAGGAGCAGCCUGUGAGAUGCCCUGCAGGACUUGGGGGAAUCCCCUGGAAGGAGUCUGGUGGUCAGAAGACCGUGAGGGCCCUGAUCCCUCGUGCACAAGGGAGUGGGGAGGGAGCAGGAACGCAGGCAUGAGACACUCUCAGUGCUGCUGGCUCCCCAUUGCCUCCCCUCACUGGGGUCGUGCCUUUUGGCCUCUGUUACAGCCAGUUUCCAGAUGAUGCAAGAAACUCUCCAGCAUUCCUGGGAAAUUCAGCCUGGCCUUUGGGAUAACCCUUCUGAUUGGCUGCUCUUCCCAGGAGGUUGAAAGACAGCCAAUCAGGGCUGUUGCAGAAGCAGCUGAAGCUCUUUCCUCCCUCUUCAGAGCCCAAAGCUCUGUAGGUGGAGAGGGAGGAGCCAACCCCAUCCUGGCAGGAGGGGAAGGAAUAAAAAGAGCUGCCCCCUCCCUGGAUCUGGAAAGGGAGAGAAGAGAGGAAGGAUUAGGAGAGAGUAUGACGACCCCCUGGAGCACCCAAUAAGGAAUAGGCAUAGGGGAGGAGCUCUGGCCCCUGACCCCCCCUACUGCAACCUGCCAAGAAAGGCAGGAGCUGUGCGCUGCAGCUGCGGUGCUGUGAACAGAGGGAGAGAAACCUGCGGGCUCUGGCACCGGAAAUCCCCGUGGCUUACAGCUAUAGCGAUGCUAACCCCUGGGCACAGCCAGAGCUGCUUUCUCAGCAAGAUGAGAGAGGGAGGGUCUCUGCUAGGCCUGGGGAAAUGAAGCAGUAAGACUGGUGCCAUCAGGAUCGUGGCAGGAGACGUUGCCUGGAUCCAAUCUGGAGCAGCUGCAGCCAGCGUGGGCGUCUGCCCUCAAUCCGGAGUGACUCCACCUGGGAUCAGGGCUCUUUUGCCAUAAGAGAAAAUCGUGUCUCCCUAUGGGCUCCUCCGUCUGCAACUGCAGUGAGAUUUCAGGCCAUGGAGCAGUGCAAGGCACUGGUGCCAUGUGGGGGCUUGUUGGGGCGCUGGCCCUGUCGCACCUGGUGUCCUUGUUGUGGAACAUUCUCUGCUGUGUGAGGCGCACACCACAAAGAGAUGUGUCCAGAAGGCUCAGGAGAAGUGUGAAGCAUGCGCCUGAGGAGAGCCCCCUGUAUGGCAACAUCAGUUACUUGCAGACAGGGUACAAUGCUGGAUCUGAAAACUCCAUGGUGCCAGAGCCCCAAGAGCAACAGGAAUCCAGCCCCAAGAAGCCGACAUGCUAUGCCAACCUCAAGACUCUAAACCCCCAAGGCCGGCAGCUGCCAGAACCAUCAGCGGGGGGUGCUGAGAUCCAGUACACAGAUGUGAUGGUGAUAGGGCCCAGGCGCUCAGAACCAGAGAUUUGGGACGGGGCAUCCCUGAUAGGCAGAGAGGCUCCUCGGCCCCAGUCUGAGCUUUAUGCGUCUGUCCACGCAGACCGAUAUGCAGCCACGUUUGAGAAUCAAGACUAUGCUAACAACCAUGCGCUGCCCAGCUGAGAGGUGGGGGGUUCACGGAGUGCAAUCCAGAGCAAUAAAUACGACUUUCA
Molecule: messenger RNA, 1801 nt
Organism: Pelodiscus sinensis (Chinese soft-shelled turtle)
Lineage: Eukaryota; Metazoa; Chordata; Testudines; Trionychidae
Source: RefSeq, a predicted model, not a curated record